Messenger RNA from Ceraceosorus guamensis, 1749 nucleotides. RefSeq lists its product as hypothetical. The record is from RefSeq and is a predicted model, not a curated record. The transcript has a single exon. The coding region runs from base 375 to 1520 and encodes 381 amino acids. Lineage: Eukaryota; Fungi; Basidiomycota; Exobasidiomycetes; Ceraceosorales; Ceraceosoraceae.
UGAGUCUGCGUGAGAGAGGGUUUGCUGUCGAUCUUUGCAUUCACGAUUCGCGAUUCACGAUUCAUCUCGAUCCUCUUGCACACUCGGACUCGCACGCGCACGCGCACUUGCAAAUCGCACUCGCACUCGCAAAUCGAAGCUUGGGGGGUGCCUCUCCUCGCGUACUGCCUCGCUCUCUCUUACUCUCACACGCACACGCGCACACGCACACACGCACGCGCGCUCUCUCUCCCCCUCCCCUCCCUCCUACAGCAUCGCCUGCCUUGCAGUCCUGAAGAAGAGAAGGGAGCCGUCGUGAUGGCGGAUGGGGAAGCAGAAGCGGAAGCACGAGCAGCAAGGGCAGCUAGAGCUCGAAAGCAGGUCAGUCUCGAGCGAUGGCCACAGCGCCCGCGUUUUGUAGCAUCAUUGUCCUUUCAUUUCUGACCCUCAUACCCACCCACGCCCGCACACGCGCGCGCCGCUUCAAGCUCAAGAAGGCGCAAGCGAAACGGAGAUUGGCGCAAGAAUCUCGCGGGUCUGCGGGUGGAGAUGCGCUGGGGAAGGAUAUUGCGGAUGGCAAGUUGACAGAGGCCAAGGAGAGCGUCGAGGAGGGAGAGGCAGAGGAGCGAGGGGAGGAGGAGGGGGAGGAGGAGCGGGAGGAGGGAAUGAUAUCGGCGCAGAUGUUGCCCGCGCAGCAGCAGCAGCAGCAGCAGCGACACGCACACGCACACGCACACACCGCCUUCUCUCACUCGCUGCCCACCACGGCCGAGGAGGAGAUGGUCGCUGCGGAUCAAGGCGCGAAUGGUAGCAGCAGCAGCAGCAGCAGCAGCAGCAGCAGCAGCGCCACAACAAAACCCUCCGCCGCCGCCGCCGCCACCGCCGCCGCCCCCCCCCCACACACCACCACCUUGUCCCUAUCUCCUCCCACGCCCGCAGCAGCGACGCAGCCAUCGCAGCAGCAGCAGCAGCAGCAGCAGCAGCAACUAUCACAAUCUCCCUCUAUGCGUCUGCACGCCCGCACUCAUUCCAGCAGCACCAGCAGUUCCAGCGGGACCAAUCAUGCUGCGCCUUCUUCCCCCACACAUGCGCGCACAGCAUCAUCGGGUAUACAAGUCAACGUUCGACCUGCCCAUAUCCGCUCGCCAUCUACCGCCUCUAGCUCUUCCUACGGCGCAGGCGCAGGCGCAGGCGCGGGAAUCAGUCAUGCCGCUGCCAGACGUCUCUCUUCCUCCCAGCAGCAGCACGACGCAUCCCACACGCAGCAGCAGCAGCACGGGGAACAUUCUGCAGAAGUGUUGAAUUUGAGGAGUACGGUGCAGCUGCUGUUGGGCGACAAGAGCAGUUUGACGAGCAGGCUCAACGAGCUCGAAGGCAAGCUGGCGGCGGCGGCGGCAGCGGCAGCGGCGGCGCAGCAAGUGGACGGCAAGAGGUUGGAGGAUGCGAAUAGGGCGGCAGAGGAUGCGCAGAUGCGUAUAAGGGAAGUGUACGCGCUGCAAAAAGAGGCGGAAGAGAGGUGCAGAAGAUUGGUGAGUGGGUGAACAACGGGUGUCACAGGGGCUAGGUGGCCGUGCUGUGCGGUGGCAGUGCAGUGUGCUGAAAGUCGUGAGCAUGCUGAUGAUGAGGAGAAUUAUGACGAUGCGCAGCAACGAGAACUCAAAGAGUCGCGAGAGGAUUCGAAUGCGCUCAGAGCUGCAAGCGACACUAGGACGCCUGCCGCAGUGGAUGAAGAGCGCAUCUCGCACUUGUCGAGUCGGAUCGCAUCCUUGC